AUGCGCUCCUCCAGCUUCCGACGCUGCGCUGUCCCCCACAACUUGACCAGCCCUUCGCAGAUCCCCGGCAUUGCCUGGCCUGCCCUGGUUACUGACCUCGUCUCCACUUUAGCCGCGUUCCUCUCCGCCCUCAUCAUCGGCUCUCUACUUCACUACCACAAGAUCGUAAAGAACGAGUGGUUCGGGUACCCCGACGAGUGGUUCCCCUCAGUUUCCGCGACCAUUGGCGACCGAUACCCCGAGCGAUCGAUAUUCCAGAUCUUCAUUGCCAUCACCUCAGGACCGCGAUUCGCCCUCGUUGGACUAUGGUACCUUCUAACGCGCAAGCCGGGCCACGCCCUGCCCAAGUUCGUCGCCGCUAUGGGCCUCUUCCGCACCUUCACUUGCGGCGGCUGGACCUACAUCACGUCGACCGAUGAUCACGACUGGCACGAUAUCCUCAUGAUCGCCUACCUCGUCGGCACUCUCCCUUGGACUCUAGGUUGCAUUGCUUUGAGCCCCCCGAAUACGAAGGCCAUCAAGUAUCGAAAAUACCUGGCCACCGCCUUCUUCGGAACUCUAGUUCCCAUGGUGUACUUCUUCCUCCAACACAAGAUCCACCGAGUCCCUGGAGCUUAUACCACCUACGCCUUCUUCGAAUGGUCACUCAUCCUCUUCGACGUCGCCUUCGAUUCGGUAACCGCUCUCGACUUCUCAACCUUUGAGGUGGUAGUGAAGGACGUCAAGGGAACGACUACGGGAUAUGCGAGCAAUGUGCCCUCAGCUGUGAUUGAGAAAGAGUAUGACAUCCCCCUUCUCUGGACUAUGGACAUUUGCGCACGCAGACCGAGAGCGCUGACGGAAUAUAACUUGUUCAGGAAGGAAUUGCCCCUUGGAAAUGUCUUAUCGUUGCGAUUCACUUGGACCGAGGCGUUCGAUACGGCCGCGGAAGUCUAUCAUGGAUAUGUCUUUUGGUCCGUCAUCACGAGUCUGGGAGUUGCCGUGUGGUACUUCCCUCUCUGGCACAUGGGCAUCUCUGGCUACGAGGCCUUUAUAAUGACGACGACAUCGCCGUUCCUUCUCGCCAACAAGUCGAUCCGAUCUUACCUCGUCAACAACCAGCGCCUUAUUCACCUACUGUCGCUCGCCGGCAUUGCCGCCUACCUCGUCGAGAACCCCCCGAUUCGCCUGUGCAUCAUCGGCUUUGGCGUUUUCAUGUCAUGUCUCGCCUGGGCGACCACCUUCUACGCCGAAUCGAUCCACGAGGUUCGACUUGAGAGCAAGAUCCUCGCAUUGGCCGUCGGCCUGAUCCUCUCAUCCACGAUGAAGUUCGCAUGGUGGACUAACAACCCUAUCUGGCCCAUCAUGCAUGCGGCUAACGGCGGUUGGAACGGAACUGGUCUUGUUCUUGGUGUUUUGGCCGUGCUGAGAUAUACGCGCAGGGCACCUCUGACGUCUGGGCAGGCGCCGGCCUCCCCCAAGGGAGGUUCUGCGAUCCUCGCGGCUUUCGGCUUCGCAGGCUUGUUCUUCGGUCUGCACUCACUCCUCUCUGAUACGAGCACGAUGAUUUUGUGGGUCUGGGAGGGAUUCCCCAUCCGCGGACCCUACUCUUCCACUCACGGCUGGUGCACCGUGGCCGCCAUGAGCGCCGGUCUCAUCGUGAGCCUGUACCGCCACAACCUUGUCACGAGCUGGGCCGCCUACGCCGUCGGCUGCGCGGGUGCGGCGGUUCUUACUCUUUACUCGCACUGGCUCGGUUUCUACGGCGCACUUACGAUGGCCACCUACCUCAUGUCCAUCGCCAUUCCCUUCAUCAGCAAUGCCGCGCGACAGAAUCCCGUGAUAACGUUUGGCGUUGGUUUUCUCAUCUACAACUUCAUGGUGCUCUUCCACGUGUGGGUUGUUGCUUACGCGUUCGUACCCGGUGGACCGUUCCUGCGCGAACACACCGACUGGAUCAUGAUUAGCUUGAUGGCGCUCAUUGGAUGUGGCGUGUACGAUUUGCACGCUCAACGCGCCAAGGCGGAUAGCAAGCGGCCCAUUGUUCGGAGACACUCCCCAUCUCAGUACAAGAAAUACCACGCCGCUGCGACUGCCCUCAUUAACAUCCUGUUUCUCUCCGCGACGGUUAGGCGCGUGCCAUCCAACGACUACACGCCUUACCAUCCCGACGAACACCUCAUCACGGCGGGUAUCUGGACGAUUCACUUCUCUCUCGACAACGACAUGUGGUCAUCGGAAUACCGCAUGCGCGACCUGAUCAAGGAGCUGGAGAUCGACGUUAUUGGCCUCCUGGAGUCUGACCUUCAGCGCAUUAUCAUGGGCAACCGCGACACGACGCAGUUCCUCGCUGAGGACCUGGGCAUGUACGUCGAUUACGGUCCGGGCCCCAACAAGCACACGUGGGGUGCCGCGCUCCUCAGCAAAUUCCCCAUCCUCAACUCGACGCAUCACCUCCUCCCUAGCCCCGUAGGAGAGCUCGCGCCGGCGAUCCACGCCACCCUCGACGUCUACGGACGACUGGUCGACGUCUUCGUGUUCCACUCGGGCCAGGAGGAGGAUGUCGAGGAUAGGCGUCUCCAGAGCGAGUACCUCUCCAAGCUCAUGGGCUCGACCGACCGACCGGCCUUCCUCCUUUCGUACCUCGUGACGAAGCCGCUCAAGGGCAACUACAACAAGCACGUCUCGGACGUGUCGGGCAUGCACGACGUCGACCCGUCGGACUGGGACAGAUGGUGCGAGUACAUCCUUUUCAAAGGCCUGCAGCGCGUGGGCUACGCGCGCGUGAGUCGCAGCACAAUUACCGAUACGGAGCUGCAGGUGGCCAAGUUCGUGGUGCCCGAGACGGAGGCCAAGAGCGCUGAGCUCGAGGCUAUGGAUGCCGAGGCGAGGAACAGGAGAACGACGGAGGCGGAGGUGCCUCCGGGGUGGAGGUUCCCUGCGAUGUUUAGGGGGGAUGGCGUGAGGGGACACAGGUAUCAUGUGUUUGAUGAGCCGAGGUAUUAUAAUUAG
Messenger RNA from Scedosporium apiospermum, 2991 nucleotides. Its product is annotated as Protein cwh43. The transcript is spliced from 6 exons. Gene Ontology annotation, cellular component: endoplasmic reticulum. The record is from RefSeq and is a predicted model, not a curated record. Gene Ontology annotation, biological process: fungal-type cell wall organization; GPI anchor biosynthetic process. The coding region runs from base 1 to 2991 and encodes 996 amino acids. NCBI's taxonomy places the organism in Eukaryota, Fungi, Ascomycota, Sordariomycetes, Microascales, Microascaceae.